AUGACUGGAGUAGUUCCUGCAAUGGUGGUACCAGCCAAGGACAAACCAAUUAGAAGAGAGGUCAACAGAGGUGGAAGCAUGUCCAGGGUGAGAAGGCAGCUGACAAGGAGGGAGAAAAGGCCAGAGAGUGAAGAGUGGAGCUGGGAGAGAAGGCCUUUUGGGCACAUGGGCUGUGACAUGCCCAAGGUCACAGAGUUAGUAAAGCCAAUACGUGGUCAUGAAAGUGCCUUUUGGUCUUGUGUUCCAGGAAUUCUGUAUCGCAAGUCCUGUGCAUCGUCUGCUGCCUGUCUCAUUGCCUCAGCUGGAUACCAAUCCUUCUGCUCCCCAGGGAAAUUGAACUCAGUCUGUAUCAGCUGCUGUAAAUCCUCACUCUGCAAUGGGCCCCGGCCCAAGAAAAGGGGCAGCUCAGCUGCAAUGCCAAGGGCAGGGCUCCCCACCACCAUUCUUCUCUUGAAACUGGCCUUCUUCUCAGUGCACUGCUGAAAUAGAAGGAUGCUCCCC
Vombatus ursinus (common wombat) is the source of this 501-nucleotide messenger RNA. RefSeq names its product LY6/PLAUR domain containing 1 (gene LYPD1). The record is from RefSeq and is a predicted model, not a curated record. The transcript is spliced from 3 exons. Bases 1 to 483 code for a protein of 160 amino acids. Gene Ontology annotation, biological process: acetylcholine receptor signaling pathway. Gene Ontology annotation, molecular function: acetylcholine receptor inhibitor activity. NCBI's taxonomy places the organism in Eukaryota, Metazoa, Chordata, Mammalia, Diprotodontia, Vombatidae.